Helicoverpa armigera (cotton bollworm) is the source of this 544-nucleotide messenger RNA. RefSeq names its product large ribosomal subunit protein uL29 (gene RpL35). The transcript is spliced from 3 exons. The coding region runs from base 156 to 527 and encodes 123 amino acids. Gene Ontology annotation, cellular component: cytosolic large ribosomal subunit; ribosome. The record is from RefSeq and is a predicted model, not a curated record. Gene Ontology annotation, biological process: translation; maturation of LSU-rRNA from tricistronic rRNA transcript (SSU-rRNA, 5.8S rRNA, LSU-rRNA). NCBI's taxonomy places the organism in Eukaryota, Metazoa, Arthropoda, Insecta, Lepidoptera, Noctuidae. Gene Ontology annotation, molecular function: mRNA binding; structural constituent of ribosome.
CAUCACUAAAUGUUACGAGGGUAUUUCACCGUAUUUGUAUUUCGUUUAGAAAGUGUGGUUUAGGUUCAAUAAUCUGUGCUGUUUGUAUUGGCAACACUGGUCGCUUCAUAUUUUCUUUUACGUACGUCAAAAACGCCAGUCGAGACGUUUUCAAAAUGGGUAAGGUUAAGUGUUCGGAGUUGCGGACGAAAGACAAGAAAGAGCUGUUCAAACAGCUCGAGGAGUUGAAAACAGAAUUGACCAAUCUUCGUGUUGCUAAAGUGACUGGAGGUGUUGCAUCAAAACUUUCAAAAAUACGUGUUGUAAGAAAAGCGAUUGCACGCGUCUACAUUGUUUACCAUCAGAAAAUGAAAGUGAACCUCAGAAACCAUUACAAAAACAAGAAGUACAAGCCUUUAGACUUGAGGACUAAGAAGACCCGUGCUAUGCGUAAGGCUCUUAGCAAACACGAGUCUAAAAUAAAGACAAGGAAAGAGAUAAGAAAGAAGUCUCUAUUCCCUCCUCGAGUUUAUGCUGUUAAGGCUUAAAUAAAGUUUCUAAUCAC